Penicillium digitatum Pd1 is the source of this 468-nucleotide messenger RNA. RefSeq lists its product as uncharacterized. Lineage: Eukaryota; Fungi; Ascomycota; Eurotiomycetes; Eurotiales; Aspergillaceae. The record is from RefSeq and is a predicted model, not a curated record.
AUGGUUUCGAAUCGAUACCCUGCCACAGAGGAGGUCGACAAAAUGAACUACGAGAAGCGAUUCCUUACCGCAUGCGCCUGCUUCAAGUCCUGUCUAUACGAGGAGGUUCGAUUCCUGAGUCUGGGAGACGGUCUCCGUUCCGAUAUCCUUCCAGUCCUCCACAAGCUGGCGAAGCUGCUGAAGGCUAUCUUUGUCCUAGGCGAGGAGAUGGCACGGACAUGUCCGAACUGUCGCACUGUCCGUAAUCGGCCGACGGACCACUUCCUGGCUCAGUUUGAGCGUCUGUGCCGCGAUCGCAUUAUGGCCCCUUUGAUGCAGGCCAUUGCGGACCUUGAAGCGGAUGAGAUGAAGCCAGAGGCGGAGGCGAGCGUUGACUUUUAUGUGUCUUCGGACUUGGAUGAUAUUCGUCCGAAUACUCUCUUGCUCUCUAGUGUAUUUGCUCUCGUCUUCCAUCUAUACUCCCAGUGA